GGGCGGAAGCUGACGUGAGCACGUCGAGCUUUGUUGUUAGCACGAGCCUCCUCGGUGCCGCUAAGGAACGGUCGGCUUCAGACUUUCUCCUCCAUCGUUUCCUCCGGGGCAGCAAUGUGCGGCCGGGCGGCGCGCUGCCGGCAGCCGGCCGCUCAGGUGCGCUGCUGCGGCGGACAGUGAGGAGCGCUCGGCCGCAGCCCGGCGGCUCAGUCCAGGAGGGGGACCUGGGGGACCCGCAGCACGAGAGCAACAAUGGUCACGGCGUCUAAACUUUCCCACGCAUCUCCAGCUGGAGGCACGGAUGGCUGAUGGAACUUCUCCCUGGCUGAUGGGAUCGUGGCAGCGGUCAGUUUGUUUCUUUUGAUUUCCUCCGGCGCGUUAGUUCGGAGCAGCCACCUGUCCCGGGCGGAAAUCUGGCGCACUGUCCCGCUGCGGCUCGUAGAACGGCCUCUUUAAAUAACCGAGCCAAGGAGCGGAGGUGAACAUGGGGGCAAAGCAGAGCAGCCCCUCCGCUAACUCGGCCGCUAACGGACGGACCAGAGCCUACUCCGGAUCGGACCUGCCGUCCGCCACCUCCAGCAGCGGCAGCAGCGGCGGCGGCGGGACCAGCGCAGCGGGAGCGGGGGUGCGGUACCGCGCACACGGCGCUUCCAGAGCCUCCGGAGCCGCGUCCAGCUCCGGUCAGCCACCCGGAGCCCGGGCCAGGUCCGCGGGGGGCUCCGGGGGUUCCGUGGCCAGAGCCCAGUCCGGCAUCAGUAUUCCGAGCAGCGGCGGAGUCUACAGCUCACCGGAGUCCGGCGGCAGCAGCCCGGAAGAGGCGGCCGUCAGGGACCGAAGAGGGCAAGAGGGUCCCCGGCUGGUGAUUGGAUCCUUACCCGCACACCUGUCGCCUCACCUGUUCGGAGGCUUCAAGUGCCCAGUGUGCUCCAAGUAUGUUUCCUCUGAUGAGAUGGAUCUUCACCUGGUUUUAUGUCUAACCAAACCACGAGUCACGUAUAAUGAGGACGUCCUUUCUAAGGAUGCGGGAGAAUGUGCAAUCUGCCUGGAGGAGCUGCAGCAGGGAGACACCAUCGCCCGCCUGCCCUGCCUCUGCAUCUAUCAUAAAGGCUGUAUUGAUGAGUGGUUUGAGGUGAACAGAUCCUGCCCGGAGCAUCCGUCAGAUUAAAGCUUCCUUUGCACAGUCCACUCUGAGAGGGGUCUACAGAAUGAAGCAUGGAACCCAGAGGACAGCUGGACCCUGUGAACACUGUGAUCAGCUAACCCGUCCCGCCCCCUCCCAAGCAGCCAACCCAAUGUUGUAGAACUACAGUAUGCCAAAUCUCUUUGGAGGAACCUUCAGGGAUAUAAACUUUGUUUUUUUUUUAUGUUUGAGUUGCACAUUUCUGCCGAGUCUCCAAGUGAAUGGACACAUCUGCACCUCACAGUUGCAUCAGGACGCGGGGAGGUGUUCUCAGAGGGUGCUGUUGUGUUGGGUCAGCUCUACGGGGCACGGCUCGCUCUAACUUCGCCUCCCUUCUGACACCUCCUCUGUCAGCGUUGAUUUCUUUCAGUGCCUUGUUGCAGCGAUGCUCUGCAGGAAGCAAGGUGGGACAGAGGCUAUCGGUGGAGGCAGCUGCAGCUGCAGGAGCAUCUCACCAUAACUGCCAUCAAAGUAGGAACAAGCCAGAGACGGCCUGUCUGCGUCGGCAGCUCCUCGCGGUGCCAAUCAACUGUGAAUACCGUCCGUUGCGCAUCUCAUCAGUGCUUUUUAAUCCUAAACCAUGAAGCAGGGCUCUCCAGGUGCAAAGCUGGGUGCCACAGUUGCCGGCCUCGAGCUGCUGCAGUCUGUCGGUGCCAGCUGGAUAAAAGCAAAAAGCUCACCUCCUUGUUAGACUUCAUUCUUUGUCAUGUGAUAUUUUUACAACGGCACUUCUCUACCUUCACACCAGGCUUAACUGUUAUGUUGGUUUACAGACGUUUUAAAAUACAGCUGUGUUAAAAAAAAAAAAAUAGCAGAGGGAACCCUGAAAAAAUGCCUAUGAAGAUUUCUCUGCGCUGUGAAUCACUGAACGUGUGUUUCCAGCGCGGAGCGGACCUACGCCGGUCACCUGUGAACCGGUAUCCCAGUCAGGACCGUUGGUUCCUCUGCAGUACUGGUCACGUCUCAGAAUCAGCAUCACUAAGCAGAUCGCUCACUGUUUUAGUAGACGUUAUAAUAACUUGAUAUGUUCAAACUGAUGAUUAUGUGAGAAAUGGGUCGGACACCGUUAUCAGAGAAACAUCCCUAUAGCAUGAGGCCUGCGCCACUGUGCUGCAGUGCACUAUGGCUUAUAUUUAGUGAGCACAAAAAGAACAAAUUUGCUUACAGUGCUGCUCCGCGUCUCUGCAGGCUUCUGUUUUCUAUUACUGUACCACACACACCAGGAAACUAUUCGCCAUGUAAAAAUGUCAUUUUGACCUAAACAGGCGUAGAUCUGGUUAGAGAUGCUGAACUUACUGUAUAAUCUCCUUCAUUCAUAGCAGAAUCCUGACUCCCACAACUCUGUAGGGAACAAAGUACUUACAGAAAAUAAAAAAAUGAACUUUUAUUUUAAUUUUAUAAAAAAAAAAAAAACAGAUCACUUGGUAAAUACUAAGACAUUGAAAAAGAGAAGCUUGAAAAGAUCCAAAUGAACCAGACGGACUGAUUCUGUGGCCGUUGUGUCACACUGCUCCACCGUUAACGCUCAAAGGGAAUACGUUUCAGACUCAUGUCCACGCUUACCAGACUGCUGUGAUUCAAAGUUGCCACGGGGAUGAUGUGUCUCUCUGGCGCUGUUCACAUGCUGGCACAAGAAGAGCCGACAUGACGGGAGGAAUCGUCCAAAAUUUCAGAGGACCAUGGCUUUUUUUUUUUUUUUUAUCUUUUUAUGUCUUCAAUACUUUCCUUCUUUGUGUUUUGUUUGGUCCACCUCUUUAAGGAACAGUGUGCAACAAUUACUGACAUCUAGUGGUGACUGACAGGCCCCAGCUGUAAGACAUGUGCCAUCCAUCUAAAGCCCCCUCCCUCCUGUUUUCACCAGACAGGGCGGGGCUGCAGCUUCCUUCUCAGGUAGUUUAGUCUGACUGACAUCCUGCUGGGUGUUGUACCAACCAGGGGUCGCUUAUACCCCCCACCCCAGGAGAAUCGUCCUCACAUGCUCUGACUACUGGCCAUUUAAAGUCAUUUCCCAAUAAAUAAUAUCUACCAGCAGGAGGACAGUGAGGUCAUUUGUUUUAUCAGGGUUUAUAAUCUGUCAUAUUUGAGUCAACGGGCCUGAAAGGGGAUCAGAACCAAAAUAAAAUGGGAAUUGUGUAAUGCAAAGUUUUGAGAUAAUGUGCAAUUAAUGAAAUCAGAUAUUACAUUAGGUUUAAGGAUUCUUAGGCACAUUUAUGUCCAGUAUUCAUGAAAAUAUUGAACUAGAAUGAGAAAUAAAUGAAACAACCUAGGUGGAAGGCCAUUGGUGCGAGAUAAUCUUUUCCAGGUUUAAAAUAAGUUACAAAAUGAUGGAGGAGGACAUACCCAGAAGCUCUUCCUCCACCGAAAAGUCUAGUUGAGGCUAUUUCCUGAACGUUAAGUUUGUGCUGUGAUGUUGCCUUGCAUGCUACUUCCUGACAAAGCAGAGGAGCAGCUUCAGAGCAUGCACAGAUUAUACUUAACCCUACUAGAUCUUCUCAAGUCAAUGUGUUGUUCUGCUGCUUCAUUGGAGCUUGAAAACAAAUUGGAACAUUACCGGCACCUUGUGAUAGAGGCAACACGUUACUUCUGCAUGCUGGUAAAAACAAAACGCUCACAGUCCUUGUACUAUUCAAUUAAGCAUUCACAGCCUUUGCUAGGAUGAGAAGAACAGAAAAAAUAUUUCAGCAGCCUGAAGGUUCCAACAGCUCUGUGUUCUCCAAAACUCUGAAACAGAAGAAGUUUGGAGCCAUCUGGACCAUCCCUGGUUCUGGCUACCAGAAAUGCUGUAGAUACUGUGGGAGUGGUGGCCUAGAGCCACUGUGGGUGUUUGUAGCAUGGAGAGGUGGCAAAGGUUGCCGGUUCAAAACUCACUCUGGGUUCCUGAGCAAGACCCUUGACCACAGCUUGUUCCCCGUGUGCCACUCAGUGUCGGCAGCACACUGCUCCCUAAGGGAUGGGUUAAACAGACAGAUUGGCCCUCUGAGGGACUACAAAGGGAAAUACUUAUUGAUUUAAUCCAAGCCAAAGGUGCUUCAACUAAAUCUCACCUUAUGGGUGUGAAAACAUAUGUACAAAUUACGUGAAAAUGUGAAAACGUGUACUUUUUUUAUACAUGUACGAAAAUGUAAAAUUGUAUUUUUACAUGCUCAUUAUCGGCUAUUUUAUAUUGAUUAUUUUUGGUUUAGAGAAAGCCUGCAGGAAAAUCUGGAAAGUGAAAGGAUGUAAAUACGUUCUGGUGACGCCCCUAAUAAAACCCAAUGUGUUUGGGAAGAUUAGUUGCUGAUUGGAACACGACUUUAAUGAGCUGCCGACCCAUUGUCUACAUGCAGGUGUUCAGUCAUGUGUAGGUUUUUGGUAAUUGUUACACACUGGAACUCUGGUGACUCUGACUGUAUCUGGUAGAGAAGCUCCUGGCUGAGCUGCUGUAGCUGCAGAUAAACUAGCGUCCACAUCACAUCUUGUAGGGCUGCACAGUUAUAAGCACAGACAUCCACGCUAAAAUGAUGAACUCUUUUCUAUUAACUGGAUCAGACUGUUGUACUAAACCGUGCCUGCUGGCUGCUGUUGACUGAUUGGGGUUCUGGCUCACUGGACUUAAGUCAGAGUCCUUCAUCUGAGUAAACCUGGCUGCAAAACAGGAGACAGACUGGAAAGGCAGGAGCGGCCGCCCAGAGCCAGCCUGGAGGAGCGUAGGUUGUCUGAAGAUCAGUCGGCUCCUGAUCUGAUGGAUGAACUGGUCUUGAAUCUGGGAGCAGGAGCUCCUCGAGGAGAGAUGCAGGGAACCAGUUGAUCCCAAAGCUCCAGAACUGUUUGGAGUGUUGUCCUCCAUUUCUUCCCCUACCAUCUUUGUCUUAUCUGUGACUCCAGUACAUAAUUUACUGCCCGCUUCCACAAAGAGCAUUUUGCUACAGGAAAAAAAAAACAUGUUUCUAAACUUUGUCAGAAAUAAUUUCAAAAGCUGCUUUUUCAUCACCAAUAACACCAUGUGCUGCUGCUGCUGCAACAAUGAGGGACUUCCCCCGUUUUGUUCCUCUUUCUUUUCCUCUAACUCCUGCCAGUUAAUGUAAGGCUUUUAUGGAAAUCUUUAACACAGAAGCACAUUUGCAGCGGUAGAACCCUGCAUGUGAAACAACACGUGCCCAUCUGCUUGUGCUGGUAUGAGCCGCAGUCCGGUUUAACUCCUAUCCCGAUCCUUCAAAGUGAGAAUUAUUGGUUCUCACAGAAUUAUUGUUUCAGGGCGCUUCCUCUUCAGUAUAAGGCAACAUGACCUCUUCAAGGAUUUAAACCCACGUAUGAUUCCUGGGAUAUAAGAAAAUCCUCACAUGGUAUAAAAAUUCCUUUAUUGUCCCGCAUUGGGGAAAUUUGGGUGUGGCAGUGGCAAACAGACAGUUACAAUUAUGAGCAAUGAAAAGAAGAAUAAAAGGACAAACCAGUCUAAUCUAAAAUUAGCUCUUAGAAACACCAAGAGUAGAAGAUAAAAGUAAAUGCCAGAGUAAAUAUUAAAUAUUGCACAAUGAAAAUGAUUUAACAGUGUGGGGGAAAAAAACAGCCUUUCUACAUAAAGCUUGAUAAUAGAAUAUGCAUGAUAGUGCAGCAGCAUCCCUAGCCAAAAGGUGUGUACUUUACCUUAGAACAUAGCUCAGUAUGAGAGACCAGCCCAUAUCAUGAUCCUGAGCAGCCGUGCUUCACUGUACUGUGAACUCUGGUUUGAGGAGGUUUAGGCAGUUUGCUUGACCCCAAAACACAGAGAUAAAUCCCAGCUUCAUUAGUUUUGAUUCUCUUUAGGUCAGGUCAUGUGUUUUCUGGGAAAGUAACAUAUUCACCCCGUAAUGUUCUAUCAGCAGUGGGUCUUUGUGGGGGAUUCUUACUGGUAGCUUAGCUUGACGUAGACUUCUAAUUGUUCCAGGACUUAGUGCCAACUCUAGAACCUGUUCUGUCACCCUGGAGCUGAUCGGCAGAAAACACUCAUUGGUCCGUUGACUGACGCUAGAAUGCUGUUAUUCUAAAUGUUCAAAAUGGAUUUGCCCCGCUCAGUUUUUUUUCUUUUCUUUUUCAAAUUUAAAACACACACACACACACACACACACACACACUGGCACAAGUUUAAAUCCAGGACAUAAUAUUUAAUUUAUCUGUUCCAUAGCUUUGGAUCGCAGACUCCCGACUAAUGAAAAGGACUGAUGAUAGCUGUGUUCAGUAACAUGCUGAGCUUUUAGCAAUGCCCUGUUUCCAGACUGCAUUACUAAUUGUAGUUAGUCUGGUUGCUAAGAAAUAUUGGUUAAUCCCACUGGGUUUCCUACUCAGAACCGGUACCAGGUUAAGUUGUCAGCAGUGUCAUUUCCAGAUCCAAGUUCCAAUUCCUGAGGUGUGUAGACAACAGUGCUAAGCUGCUAAGUUAGCCACUGUUAGCCUUAACCAACACUCAGGCAAAGUUUCCGUCUUUCUCUCCCUCAAAAUGUUGUUCAGAAAAAGUCUAAUUUAACAGGAUAAUACGUUAAAGGGAAACAAGGGGGAGCAAUUUAUGUAUUAGCUUUGAACAUUUGUGUUGUUGGUUGGCAAAAUACAAAAAGUUCAAGUUUUGGCUCAAGUAACUUUUGCAUAAUGUGAUAGUUUUAGAGUUUUUCACUAAAAACAUUCUUUUUGAACCUAGGACAAAAAUAUCUUCUAUGAGACUUCAGCAUAGGAGGUGAUGAAUUCAUUGGGAAAGGAUGAUGACAUGGAAACACUUGAUUCUGGACAGAGAAUUACUGUUAGACUAAGGUUAGCCUAUAAAAGGCUCCUCCAUUCACGUUCCUUUAAACGUUUUUUUUUUUAAUUUUUUUAUUACAAAUUUUAGGAGUGGCGGCACAAUUUAAAGUAACAUUUUUAAAAGUAGUUUUUCCCAGGUUCUUUUUUAUGUGCAGGAGACAGACUACCUGAAAAGUAAUGUCAGUGUAACUGAAAUAAAACUGAUCCCAGUUUGUCUUCACAACAGGAAGCAGAAGAGGAACAGGUUGUGAGAAAAAGGAACUAGUUCAGGUCUUUACCCUGGCAACCCUGAAGCAUAAAUCCAACGUGUUAAGUUACUAUUUUCCCUUUCCCAGUCUGCUUCUAAAUAUCAGUUGUUUAGUUCAGAUUUAUGAAGCCAGAUGUAAAGUUCUGGAGUCACUUUGACUGUAACAGGACCUUCUGUGGACCUGUCCGAGCCCAAAAUCUCUUUCUGUGUGUAUGUGUGAUUGUGGCUGACAGUUUUACUAGCAAAGUAAGGACUUUGAUGUAGAGAUGUGGAGUGAGGACAUUUCUUUGGUUCCUCACGUUUUCUGGGGCUAAGGGUCAGGUUUAGGACUAAGAUGUCAGUUAGGUUAGGAUUAGGUAUAUACCCAUAAAGAUUAGGUUUAAGGUCAGGGCUAGGCCAUAGAGAGGCUUGAAAAUGAAUGGAAGUCAGGGCACAGUCCUGGGUAGGUAUUUAAAACAAGAAUGUGUGUGUGUGUGUGUGGUGUGUGUGUGUGCUCUUGUACUUGCAGCUAAGCCAGAACAUUGCUAAGUUUACUAGUAAAGUGAGGACCUUUUGUCGGUCCUCACUUUUAUUCUGGGUUAGGGGUUAAUUUUAGCACUAUGGUGUCAUUUAUGUUUAGGUUCUGGUACCGGUCCGGUAUAAACCUGCAAAGGUUAGGCCAUAGAAAGGCUUGAAGAUGAAUAGAAGUCAAGUCAUGGUCCUCACUAUGUACAUAAACAUGUUUGUGUGUGUGACAAAGGUAUUUGGGGAAGAAAUGGAGUGAACUUUAAAGUUUUGGGAUCCACUGUGUGAUAACCAGGGCUGCUGCUUUUUCAUACACUCAACAUGUAAAAACUGAAUGUGACGCUGAAUGGCAGAGCCAUGUAAUACACGCUACCACCACACGGUGGAGCCGUAGCUCCUCCCUGCAGUGCUGGGAUUACUCUUCCACUCUCCGAACAGCUCAAAGAUCCAUGUGUACCAUCAUGUCUCUCUGUAAUGUGACAACCCUACUACUGAUCUUUUUGUUCCAUAUCUGAUGAGUUUUCUUAGCAGUUUUUACUCUGGCUGUUUUUUUUUUUAUUAAUUUCUGUGUGUGAAUUGAAGCAAAAAUGUCCAACAGGCCUUAAUAGAUGUGCUGAUGAUA
Molecule: messenger RNA, 8298 nt
Organism: Fundulus heteroclitus (mummichog)
Lineage: Eukaryota; Metazoa; Chordata; Actinopteri; Cyprinodontiformes; Fundulidae
Gene: znrf2b
Product: zinc and ring finger 2b
Exons: 5
Coding region: 485-1165 (226 amino acids)
Source: RefSeq, a predicted model, not a curated record